This is a messenger RNA of Pantherophis guttatus, 1895 nucleotides long. RefSeq names its product G protein-coupled receptor 137B (gene GPR137B). Gene Ontology annotation, biological process: regulation of autophagy; positive regulation of TORC1 signaling; negative regulation of osteoclast differentiation. The record is from RefSeq and is a predicted model, not a curated record. NCBI's taxonomy places the organism in Eukaryota, Metazoa, Chordata, Lepidosauria, Squamata, Colubridae. Gene Ontology annotation, cellular component: lysosomal membrane.
GUUCGCUCGGUUCCUCUCCUGACGAAGAUGAAAGGCGGCGGCGGCGGCGGCAGGAGCAGCAACAACAGGAGCCACUGUCGGCAAAGUUAAGCCCGAGCUCCGCCAGCCCGAAUCCCGGGCGCCGAUGGAGGCCCUGGAAUGGGACGCGCUGAGGAACGGCAGCUUCCUGCCUACUCUGAGCCCGGCUGUGCCCCCGUACGUGAAGCUGGGUCUCACCGUCGCCUACACCGUCUUUUAUUCGCUCCUCUUCCUGUUCAUUUACAUCCAGCUCUGGCUGGUCCUGCACUACCGGCACAAGCGGUUUAGCUAUCAGACGGUCUUUUUAUUUCUGUGCCUGCUCUGGGCUUCUCUUCGGACGGUGCUUUUCUCCUUUUAUUUCAAGGACUUUGUCGCCGCCAAUUCCCUCAGCCCCUUCGCCUUUUGGCUCCUCUAUUGCUUCCCGGUGUGCCUCCAGUUUUUCACCCUGACGCUUAUGAACCUUUACUUCACCCAGGUGAUUUUCAAAGCUAAAUCUAAAUACUCACCAGAAUUACUUAAAUACAGGUUGCCCCUCUACUUGGUGUCUUUCGUGGUCAGUCUACUUUUCCUGCUGGUGAAUUUAACAUGUGCUGUGCUUGUGAAAUUAGAAAAUUCAGAAAGGAGGAUAAUUGUAUUGGUCAGGGUUGCUAUAAAUGACACUCUGUUUGUACUCUGUGCCAUCUCACUCUCCAUUUGUCUCUACAAGAUUUCCAAAAUGACCUUAGCAAAUAUUUACUUGGAAUCCAAGGGAUCAUCAGUAUGCCAGUUAACAACAAUAGGAGCAACUGUUAUACUACUGUAUACCUCAAGAGCCUGUUACAACCUGGUUAUUUUAUCAUUUUCUCAAAAUAAGGCAAUGAACUCUUUUGAUUAUGAUUGGUACAAUGUAUCUGAUCAGGCAAAUCUGAAAUGCCAGUUGGGUGAUGCUGGCUAUAUAGUAUUUGGAAUAAUCUUGUUUGUGUGGGAACUUCUCCCCACUUCCUUGGUGGUGUUUUUCUUCCGUGUUCGAAAUCCUACAAAAGACCUAACAAAUCCAGGAAUAGUACCAACCCAUGCUUUUAACCCAAGAACUUAUUUCUUUGACAAUCCUCGCAGAUAUGACAGUGAUGAUGAUUUGGCAUGGAGCAUAUCACCACAUGGCAUAUAUGGCAGCUUCUCUCCUGAAUCCUAUGACUGGGGAUAUCUAAAUAACAGCUUAAUGGUUCAAGUUGGAUCCCUGCAACAUGAUUUCAUAUCAGAUUCUCAGCGACGAAGUCCAAUAUAACAACAGACCAAUGAUACUCCCUCCCCUUCAUUCAACUUUAGUAAGAAGGGUUGUUUUGCAAGGACUUACAUACUUAAAUUAUGUACAAAAGAACUGAGUCUGAGUUUAUAUUGUUAAAAAUAUUUGAGUUUUAAAGAUUUGAGUUGCUGAAAAAAAUCUUGUUUUCUAUAUUUACAAUUUAGAAAAAUGGUUUGAAAAACUCUAAAUUUUGAAAAAAGUCAAAUAUUUAAAAUGUGAAUAUGUAUAGACCUGGUAGUGUUUAAAAUUUUAAUUUAAUUGUACAAUAUAAUGCCCAGUGAAACGUAUGUUGAUAGGAGUUUUUGACCUGUAUUAACAUGCAAAUUUAACUAUUUAAAAUAUAUUAUUAGUUUUAGUAAAUUGGUCAUUAAAAUAAUUUUGUAUGCAUUUACUCAUGCAUGAGUGAGGGUGACAAACAGAUUGAAAGAACUGUUUUGUCCCACUAAGAUUGUCUAUGUUUUAUUUCGACUUCCUGUCCUCUUUGAUUAUACCAGGAAGCUACUAACUUUAAAAAACAAAGAAGAAUUUGCCCUGAGAUACAGUUUAUAGUUGUGUCAGCUUUAGCAGUCCAUAUAAUAAAUUGGAAUUUACAGUA